AACGCAAAUAAACUCGAUCUUUGUUUGUUGACUUGAGAAAAAAUAAGUGUCUCCCCAAGUCUUUGUAGUUUGUCCUCUACAAUGCUAGCUGCUCAAGUUUCCUGGUUUAUUUUCUGAAGUUUAAUCCACUCUUCCCUUUUCAAAAAAUAGGAAAGAAAAAAACACGAAACAGAAGAUGGGCCCAAUCAUCGAUAGAAAGAGUUUGUUGCAAGUAUACAUUUUGCACUUCUUGGUCGUUUUUGCUUUAGGACAAGACAUAUAUCCAGGCGAAUCUAUCACCAUAGACGACAGAGCAAUAACCUCUAGAAAUGGCGUUUUUGCAUUUGGCUAUUAUUAUGACUAUGAGACUGCUAGCAUAUGGUACAACAAACUUCCUGAUCAGACUAGUAUUGUGUGGACAGCGGACGAGGAAUAUUACCUUGAGAGCAAACUGCCCCAACUUAAUCUGUCUCAUCAAGGUAACUUAACAUUCAACGAUGGCGAGGUAUAUUUCAUGGUGAGUUGGUCAAGCAGAUCUGGUAAUCUGGUACUUAAGUGUAUUUCAGAUCCCAACAUCAUCCUCUGGCAGAGUUUUGAUCAUCCUACCGAUACGUGGUUACCUGGUGCCAAGGUCGGAUUCAAUAAGCUUACUAACACACAACAAGUCUACGAAUCCGGUAUAUUCUCUUUUCAGAUGGAUAACAAUACAUUCAACUCUAUUAGUCUUAAUAAUGGCUCCUGUAGGGUUAAAGAAAAAUCUAUCUUUUGUAUGUUGGAAUUAGGCUGGUAUAAUGGUCAAGCAGACAUGGUUCUGUUUGACCACACCUCCGUCUCCCUCGUGUCAAAUGUGAACGAGACAUAUUUUACUUAUUCACUGACAAACACCUCCAUUUUAACACGAUUUAUGCUCAACAAAGCCACUGGGUUGUUAAUUCAAUAUAUGUGGGAUGAUUCCCAAGUCUGGAUGCCAUCUAACUGGAGGUUAGCUGACACAUUUUGUGAUCAAUUUGCAGUCUACAACAACCACCAAGGGAUUGACUCGCAAGAUUGCACAUGCUCUUCUACAGCUAAAUGUCCACGUACAAGUCCUUUCCAAUGUUAUGAUGGGACAAAAGAUGGUUUUCUACUGCUUCAGAAUUCAACAUUUCCUUCGGACAAUGGUCUUCCUAUUGGAGGCCAAGAUGAUUGCAGUAGAUUUUGUAUGCACGAUUGCAACUGUGAAGCAUAUGGAAGAUAUGAUGAUCACAUUAACGCGUGCCACAUGUGGUAUAGCCUGUUAGACCUAGACCUAUAUUAUUCUCCAGGAUCAGAUAUAUAUGUCAGACUUGCUACAACUAAUGGGAUCAAGGUAAGAAAGGCUAAGCCGAGAAGUAAUUCUUCAGUUGUAGGAGUAGCUCUUUGUGGAUUAUGUAUAAUAGUCAUAGUCGUAGUUGUUUUCGUUUGGAAAAGCAGAAGAAAAAAUUAUGUAAAUGCAUUGCAAGCAGAGGAGGGUUCUUUAAAUUUCAUGAAAUACAGUGCUCUCCGUCGUGCAACAAUGAAUUUUUCAUGUAAAUUGGGUGAAGGAGGGUUUGGUUUUGUCUACAAAGGAACCUUGCCAAAUUCAUCGUGUGAUAUAGCUGUGAAGCAUCUCAAGAUCCAAGGCCAGGGAGAGAAACAAUUCAGAGCAGAGAUAAGCACCUUAGGAACAAUUUAUCAUUCCAAUCUUGUGCAUCUUUGGGGUUUUUGUGUUGAAGGCUCAAAGAGGUUUCUAGUCUAUGAGCAUAUGCCUAAUGGGUCGCUUGACGGGCAUAUAUUUUGUGAUAACCCCGGAAAUUUAGAUUGGACAACAAGAUACAAAAUUGGACUAGGGAUUGCAAAAGGGUUGGCCUAUCUACACAGCGGGUGCAGGGAAUGCAUCAUACACUGGGACAUAAAGCCAGAGAAUAUACUGCUAGAUGACGAAUAUAAUCCCAAGAUUGCUGAUUUUGGCCUUGCAAAACUUCUAUGCAGAGACUUCAGUCGAGUGCUGACAACUAUGAGAGGAACAAGAGGCUAUCUUGCACCCGAGUGGAUUUCAGGUGCACCAAUUACAUCAAAGGCUGAUGUAUACAGCUACGGAAUGAUGCUUUUUGAGAUUAUAUCUGGCAGGAGAAACUGGUCCAUAAGAACCAAUGGGGAAAACGAUUACUUUCCAAUCCAGGUGAUGCAGAAAUUGAUGAGUGUUGAAGAUGUUAUAAGCUUGAUAGACAGUAAACUAGGAGAAACUGUCAAUUCAGAAGAAUUAAUCAGGACUUGCAGAGUUGCAGGCUGGUGUAUCCAAGAAAAUGAGGAAGAUAGGCUGUCCAUGGUAAAUGUCGUACGAAUUUUGGAAGGAGUCACACAAGUGGCUAAUCCUCCAAUUCCAAGAUUUCUGCAACAUGUUACAGAAAUCCCGGAGGAUUCUACAGCUUACCAUACAUGCAUUGUUGAGUGA
Chenopodium quinoa (quinoa) is the source of this 2431-nucleotide messenger RNA. RefSeq names its product G-type lectin S-receptor-like serine/threonine-protein kinase At2g19130. NCBI's taxonomy places the organism in Eukaryota, Viridiplantae, Streptophyta, Magnoliopsida, Caryophyllales, Amaranthaceae. Gene Ontology annotation, biological process: protein phosphorylation. The transcript is spliced from 2 exons. The record is from RefSeq and is a predicted model, not a curated record. Bases 176 to 2431 code for a protein of 751 amino acids. Gene Ontology annotation, molecular function: ATP binding; protein serine/threonine kinase activity.